AUGUCGUCGACGCGACCGCGACGAUCCGCGCCCGCGGCGGCGUCCGUCCCCGACAACGUCCGCCGCGGUCUCGCGUCGUUCGUGAACGGGAACGAGGAGCUCGUGCGCGCGAUGGGCGUCGAGGAGGACGGCGACGGCGGCGACCUCGUCGACGCGCUUCUGGACGUCUUGCGCGUGAACGCGCUGAGCCACGAGAUGCUCCUCGCGCGGUUCUUCGACGCGAGCGCGCUGUCGAGCUACUGCGAGGGGGUCCUAGGGAAGUCGGGGAAAGGGUCCGCGGCGACGCUCGCGGAGAGGAUAGCCCGCGAGUGGUCCAAGCCAGGGUUCGGGACGUGA
Molecule: messenger RNA, 336 nt
Organism: Micromonas pusilla CCMP1545
Lineage: Eukaryota; Viridiplantae; Chlorophyta; Mamiellophyceae; Mamiellales; Mamiellaceae
Exons: 1
Coding region: 1-336 (111 amino acids)
Source: RefSeq, a predicted model, not a curated record